UGCUACACUGUAACAACACUUCCGACUUGCUGUCUCUCUCUUGCUUGCCGAGCCCUGAAACUAGCAAGCUUUUGGACGACCAGUGUUAACUGUAAUUUUAACAGUAAGUCCUUUCGUGAGUUAUCGACAAAAGGCAGGCAAACAUCAAUAUGCCUCCAAAGAAGUCAGACGCACCCAAACAGCCCCCUUUGAUCGGACGUUUUGGGACUUCACUAAAAAUCGGAAUCGUAGGAAUACCAAAUGUUGGGAAGUCAACGUUCUUCAACGUGCUGACCAAAAGCCAGGCAGCUGCUGAAAACUUUCCUUUCUGCACCAUCGACCCCAAUGAGAGCAGAGUGCCCAUUCCUGAUGAACGUUAUGAUUACCUUUGUCAGUUCCACAAACCACUCAGUAAGGUACCAGCAUUUCUAAAUGUGGUGGAUAUUGCUGGCCUGGUGAAAGGAGCGCACGCAGGGCAGGGCUUGGGCAAUGCCUUCCUGUCUCACAUCAGCGCUUGUGACGGCAUCUUCCACAUGACCCGUGCAUUCGAUGACGACGAUAUCAUACACGUGGAAGGCAGCAUUGAUCCAGUGAGAGACAUCGAGAUCAUCCAUGAGGAGCUGAGGCUGAAGGACGAGGAGAUGAUUGGUCCGGCCCUAGACAAACUGGAGAAGACGGCUGUCCGGGGAGGGGACAAAAAACUCAAACCAGAAUACGACAUCAUGAUCAAGGUGAGGCAGUGGGUGUCGGAGGAGAAGAAACACGUCCGAUUCUACGGCGAAUGGAAUGAAAAGGAGAUUGAUGUGCUGAAUAAAUACCUGUUCCUGACAUCCAAGCCUAUGAUCUACCUGGUUAAUCUUUCAGAGAAAGACUACAUUAGGAAAAAGAACAAGUGGCUGGCAAAGAUCAAGGAAUGGGUAGAUGCCCAUGACCCAGGCGCCCUGGUCAUCCCUGUGAGUGGAGCGCUGGAGAGCAAGCUGCAAGAAAUGAGUGACGAGGAGAAGGAGAAAUACUGCCAGGAGCAGAAGACCCAGAGUGUGAUGACCAAGAUCAUCAAGGCUGGCUAUGCAGCGCUGCAGCUGGAGUACUUCUUCACCGCAGGACCUGACGAGGUGCGAGCCUGGACCGUCAGGAAAGGCACCAGGGCACCUCAGGCAGCGGGGAAGAUCCACACAGACUUUGAGAAAGGCUUCAUCAUGGCCGAGGUCAUGAAGUAUGACGACUUCAAGGAGGAGGGCACUGAGAACGCUGUCAAGUCUGCUGGCAAAUACAGGCAGCUGGGCAGGAACUACGUUGUGGAGGAUGGAGACAUUAUCUUUUUCAAAUUUAACACACCCAACGCACCCAAGAAGAAGUGAUGAGACCAGAUGGUUGUUCCAGCAGGUUCAGCCCAGUCCUGCUCUGGAGGGUCACAGUGUCUGCUGAUUUUUCUUCCUUCCUUCUCUCUCUUGUAUGGGUCAAAUCAACUGUUUCAGCCCAGGGACUCAUUUAGUCAAGCUGUUAAAGUGUUCAUAGCACAAAUGACAGAGAAGUAACAGAACAGAGUACAUACGAUUGUUUGCGGUGAUGUGCAUGUCAAACAUUCUACUCUAAAAGCAUUCUCAAUAUGUACAUUCUGAUCUGACAUCUUCUGUGCAUUUCUGCCAUCUAUGAAUGUUGCAAGAAUGAAAUUAAUCACACACUAUGACCCUAAAGACCUGGACUGGAAGAAGUUUUUUUUAUUUUUAGACAUUUCUCAUGAUGCCUGAGAAACCAGAAUUCUGACUGCUUCAUAUUUUUGGGGGUGUGUGGCUUUGGGACGUAUUGGAACCCCUUCUUUAGUUGUCUUGUCAGCUUAUCAUCCAUGCACACAACCUAAAUACAAGACAUAACAUCAUUGUGAAUAAGCACAUUUAUAUCCAGAUUCUCUGACCAGGACCUGUAGUUCUGGAUGCUUCCUUUUCCUUGUGCUUCAUCCUCACUGACUUUUCCAAGGUAUUAAUAUAAAAGCAAACUGACCAGUGGCCAUUGUAACAACCAGAAUUAUCAAUUCAUGUGUCAUGUUCUUAAAUAAGUAGGCACUUCUUUGAGAAUGCAUGCACUGCAGCUGUGUCCACAAUAAAUCAAGACAAACCAGA
Osmerus eperlanus (European smelt) is the source of this 2096-nucleotide messenger RNA. Its product is annotated as obg-like ATPase 1. Lineage: Eukaryota; Metazoa; Chordata; Actinopteri; Osmeriformes; Osmeridae. Gene Ontology annotation, cellular component: cytoplasm. The transcript is spliced from 11 exons. The record is from RefSeq and is a predicted model, not a curated record. Gene Ontology annotation, molecular function: ATP hydrolysis activity; GTP binding; ATP binding. The coding region runs from base 150 to 1337 and encodes 395 amino acids.